AGUGCUAGGAGAAAUGCUUUUCAUACCGCCCUGAAUGUCUCACCUGCGUUUCCGUACUGCACUCAGGAAGUAAAAUUAUACAAGAGCAUGUAAGAUGGCCCCCAAACCAUUAGCACCGUUAGCAAAGAGACUGUUCAAAGGAGUAGUACUACUUGAAGUGGCAGGUGUGCUAGGUGCUUAUGGUCUUUUUUACAAGAUGAACACAAGUCAAGAUUUCAGGAACAGUAUGAACAACAUGCUUCCCUCUGUCCUGGAAGUUUAUUACAAGUCCAACGAAUAUGCUGGAGUUUAUGGGAUUCGAGAGAAAGACCUUGAAGAUUGGUCCAAGAAGGCAUAGAGGGUCUUGACGUCUCUGCCUCGGACCCAGUCGUCUCUCUGGGCUUCCCACUUGAGCUGCCUGACACCUGGAGGAAGAGAAGACGGAAGAGCAUUGAGCAAAAACCACAGACUGCAUCCUCUACUAAAGUUAGGUCAUCCUCUGUAUUCAAAAACCACAGACUGCAUCCUCUACUAAAGUUAGGUCAUCCUCUGUAUUCAAAAACCACAGACUGCAUCCUCUACUAAAGUUAGGUCAUCCUCUGUAUUCAAAACCCACAGACUGCAUCCUCUACUAAAGUUAGGUCAUCCUCUGUAUUCAAAACCCACAGACUGCAUCCUCUACUAAAGUUAGGUCAUCCUCUGUAUUCAAAAACCUGCUCCAUAUGAAAUGUGCCCGGUGGUUAUCAUCUUAGGGUUACCUUUAGAUCAGUGGUUCUCCAUCCUGGUCCUAGGGACCCAAAGAGGUGCACAUUUGUUUUUGCCCUAGCACUACACACCAGAAUCAAAGCCUGAUGAGUUUACGAUUUUAAACAGGUGUGUAGCGCUAAGGCAAAAACUAAAAUGUGCACCCCUUUGGGUCCCCAGGACCAGGAUGGAGAACCACUGCUUUAGAGCCAUCAUGCUUGAGAGAAUAGUCUAUUCUGUGCAACUUUAAAAGGACUAGUAGAGUAUGACUGGGUGUGCUAUAGGGCGUUGGCGGUUAAUCGGUUAGCCACUGAAAAUACAUUUGACAGGUCAUGCUCAUCAAUCUAUAGGUUAACCUGCAUUAUUUGGUGGAAUUAAAUUGGCGUGUGUGUAUUUUCAUUAGUCGUCAUGCAUCUUAUUUAUCACAUGCACACACCCUAGUUUGAGGAGUGGAAUGACCUGUCAGACAGCGUAAGAGCAGGUCCUCAAAAAGCUGGUACUGGAGUGAAACAUGCUUUUGUAUGCCCAGUCAUUGUGCAACAAAUAAUUCUAAAUGUAAUCGUGUGUUAAUGGUUUUGAUGGCCACGAUUAAAAAGAGCUGCCAUGUUUAUUUAUUAUUAAAGCGCAUAGGCUAUCAUGUCACUCAUUACUUUACAUGUGAGCUUGAGGUAGUAAUUGUUUGAAACCCACAACUUUUACUUUACUUCAAAUAAUGAGGAAGGUCUUACCUUCAAAGUAGCCAAAAUCUAACCAUAGAAAUGUGGAGGCAAUUAUUUUAUAAAAUUACCCAGAAUUUCUGUUCUAUUGGUUUCAUAUCAACUUUCUUUCGUUCUCCAGAAGCCAAAGGCACAAUCCUAGCCCUAUUAGCAGCCCGUCCGAGUUGUUGCUAUUAGAUUCCCCCUUUAAGUUUCUUAAAGGAGAGUUUCAUAUGGAACCCCUUGCAUUAGAGGUGUGUUGUUUAGAGCGGUAUUUUCUGGCAAAUUGCAUUUUGACAAAUGUCUGAAAAUCACACUUUAAUUAUCUGCUUCAUUACAACAGGUGCAUGUUCAAUAAUAGUCUAUAGCCUUUUGACUGGAAGACAAUAGACUUGCUAUUGUUGUAUUAAGCGCUUAAUGAAAAAUGUCAGUUUCUUGUAUGCGUGCAUAGUAUUUUCUAUUGGUCACGUCAUUUUACUGUCUAGAAAAAAUGUAACACUUUGUUGACCAGUUAAUGAGGGUUGGUUUGGUUGGUUAAUCAACAAAAUUGCCCUAAAUGUGCAUCCCUGGUGUGCUCUAAACUGCUGUGUAGAUACUGGCUCUCUCCAUGGGGGAUAUACUGUGGUUUUCCACUAGUAUCUAGCCAACUGAGUAAAGUAAUUUAUAUGAA
Salvelinus fontinalis (brook trout) is the source of this 2088-nucleotide messenger RNA. Its product is annotated as protein CEBPZOS-like. The transcript has 5 exons. The record is from RefSeq and is a predicted model, not a curated record. Bases 95 to 337 code for a protein of 80 amino acids. NCBI's taxonomy places the organism in Eukaryota, Metazoa, Chordata, Actinopteri, Salmoniformes, Salmonidae.